Molecule: messenger RNA, 1753 nt
Organism: Raphanus sativus (radish)
Lineage: Eukaryota; Viridiplantae; Streptophyta; Magnoliopsida; Brassicales; Brassicaceae
Product: alpha-1,3-mannosyl-glycoprotein 2-beta-N-acetylglucosaminyltransferase
Exons: 18
Coding region: 117-1454 (445 amino acids)
Cellular component (GO): Golgi apparatus
Molecular function (GO): alpha-1,3-mannosylglycoprotein 2-beta-N-acetylglucosaminyltransferase activity
Source: RefSeq, a predicted model, not a curated record
AGAGCUCCCGGCGGCAAGACAACCUCCUCGUAUCGCAUCGCUUGAUGAUCGAUCGAUUGAUUGAUUGAUUGAUUCUCCCUCCCUCCCUCCCUCCCUCCCUCAGCUUGGUAAGAGAAAUGGCGAGGGUUCCUUGUGACUUGAGAUUUCUUCUCAUACCGGCAGCUUUCAUGUUCAUCUACAUCCAGAUGAGGCUUUUCCAGACGCAAUCACAGUAUGCAGAUCGCCUUGGUUCCGCUCUGGAGUCGGAGAACCAUUGUACUAGUCAAUUGCGAUCCCUUAUUGAUCAAGUUAGCAUUAAACAGUCUCGGAUUCUCGCUCUCGAAGAUUUGAAGAACCGCCAGGACCAACAACUCGUGCAGCUUAAGGAUCUUAUCCACACCUUUGAAAGCAAAGGGAUAGCAAAGCUCACUGAAGGUGGACAGCAGGUGCCUCUGGCAGCUGUUGUGAUUAUGGCCUGCAGUCGUGCUGACUAUCUUCAACGGACUGUCAAUUCUGUUCUAAAAUAUCAAACUCCCAUUGCUUCAAAAUACCCUCUCUUUAUAUCUCAGGAUGGAUCUAAUCAAGCCGUCAAGAGCAAGGCUUUGAGCUAUAAUCAACUAACGUAUAUCCAGCACUUAGAUUUUGAACCAGUGGUCACCGAAAGGCCUGGCGAACUUAUUGCCUACUACAAAAUUGCACGUCACUACAAGUGGGCACUAGACCAGUUGUUUUACAAACAUAAAUUUAGCCGAGUGAUUAUACUAGAAGAUGAUAUGGAAAUUGCUCCAGACUUCUUCGAUUACUUUGAGGCUGCAGCUAAUCUCAUGGAUAGGGAUGAAACCAUUAUGGCGGCUUCAUCUUGGAAUGAUAAUGGGCAGAAGCAGUUUGUGCAUGACCCCUAUGCACUUUACCGAUCAGAUUUUUUCCCUGGCCUGGGGUGGAUGCUGAAGAGAUCGACUUGGGAUGAGCUAUCACCAAAGUGGCCAAAGGCUUAUUGGGAUGAUUGGCUGAGAUUGAAGGAGAACCAUAAAGGCCGCCAAUUUGUUCGACCAGAAGUCUGCCGAACAUACAAUUUUGGUGAACAUGGGUCUAGUUUGGGACAGUUUUUCAGCCAGUACCUGGAACCUAUAAAGCUAAAUGAUGUGAAGGUUGAGUGGAACGCGAUGGACCUGGGAUACUUGACAGAGGGAAACUAUACCAAGUACUUUUCUGGCCUAGUGAGACAAGCACGACCAAUUCAAGGUCCUGACCUUGUGUUAAAGGCUCAAAAUAUAAAGGGUGAUGUUCGUAUCCGGUAUAAAGACCAAGCAGAGUUUGAACGCAUAGCAGGGGAGUUUGGCAUAUUUGAAGAAUGGAAGGAUGGUGUGCCCCGAACAGCAUAUAAAGGAAUCGUGGUGUUCCGAAUCCAGACUACUAGACGUGUAUUCCUGGUAGGCCCAGAUUCUGUGAUACAGCUUGGAAUUCGAAAAUCCUGAUGCAAAACAUAUUGACACGCAGAUGAAAGCAAAGGAAGAUCAUUUCGACCGCAGGCAGCCUUCUUCAAGCAGCUGUUUGCACUUUUGGCUGUAUAAUUGAAGGAUGAGUUUGUAGACAGGGGGUUAAAUUUAACAGCUAGAAAGUUGUGGUGACAUGUGUAGUAGGUUUUAAAGUUAAGGGAACCCCUUUAAAGGAGCAGACUUGAAACACUUAUCAGUCGCUUUAUAACUGAUUGUUUUGUGGGUUGUCUGUCUUACACGAACACGCAAAAUCAUUCUAUGCACCCUUUCUUCGACUA